GAUUUGAUGUUACAAAAGAGUAAAUUUCAGUUGAGCACUAGAAGGAACUUCUUAAGAGUAAGAGAUGUACCUAGGAAUGUGGUGGGGUCACUUUCUCUGUCUCUCUCUGUCCCUAUCUAGGUAGUGUUGGGGAUUUGUCUAUCACACAUGCUCAGAACAAUUAACCAAAGGAAUGCUUAUUGCACCUUUUCUUGCACGUGGAUUCCCUUUCAUGUUUAAAAAAGGGGAACAUUCUCCUUUGUUGAAGAUAGCCAGGGGAAGCAGACACCAACGGAUUUACUCCCAAAAAAGCAUAUAUUGGAUUUCUCCUUAAAUCUCCCCCACUCCUGGGCCAUAGAAUAAGUCAUCUCAAGGCUCGGUGUCUUGCAGUACUCCUUUAAGAAUAGAAGCCUCCCUUUUGCAGAAGCAAGAAAAGGGAAAGAAGACAGGAGAGGGUCGCUGCUGAAGUGUACAGCUCACAAAACCUGUGUCGCUCUAAGCUUGGCUUAUCUGGUUGAUCGAAUUGUCAUGCCUCCCUCAGGCAUCAGUUUCAUUCAGGACCCACAACAUCUGAACAACAGUCCCAGGAAGGAGAGGAGAAAGUCUCAAACCCAACAAGUUUGCUCAAAGUUUCAGAAAGAGAUCCAGGUGAUGCUCUAUGCUGUCCUAGUGGACUUGUGUGAAAAAUUCACUUUUUUUGGCAUUGUCUGCAACAUGAUCCUUUUCUGCACCAUCAAACUUGGCUACCACAACUACCAGGCAGCCAUGAUCAACCUUUGCUUUUCAGGUGCCUGUAUGGUGACCCCUUCUCUGAUCGGCUGGUUGGCUGAAAGUCCAGGGGGACGGAUCAAAUUGGUAUAUAUCUGUGUGUUGUUGCAUUUUAUAGGUACAGCCCUGUUGCCUGUUGUUGCCUUCCCAUUUGAAGACUUUUUCAUAGACAAACGCUAUGUGCUUCACACCUUGCCAAAGAGGGAACAAAAGGCACUGUUUUACAUUGGACUGCUUGCCACCUGUCUUGGUUCAGGAGGAAUAAGGGCCCUAGUGUGUCCUCUCCGCCUGUAUAAUUUUGAUGAAACGGGUCAAAAGGAGCGCCUGUCAUUUUUCAACUGGUUUUAUUGGCUGGUAAAUUUAAGUUCAGCCAUUGUCUUUGUCAGUAUUUCAUACAUCCAGCAGUCCGUGGCCAAAAACCUUGGUUUUCUUAUUCCUUUUGUCUCUGUCCUGAUGGCUCUGAUCACAAUUCACAUGGCACACAAUGAAAUGAUUUACCAGCCACCAAAAGGGAGUUGUCCAUUUACAGUCUGUGGUGUGGCCACUAAUGCAUUGAAGGUGUGUUGUGUCAAAUGCCGCUACUUCAGGGAGAACAUGGCAAACUGGCUAGACCAUGCCAAGGAAAACUAUGGUGGCCAAUACAGCGAAACACAAGUAGAAAGCACCAAGAUGCUUCUUCAUCUCUUUCCCUUCUUUGCCUUCCAAGUCCUCUAUCGCAUGUGUGUUAUGCAGAUCCCUUCUGGAUAUUAUCUUCAAGCCAUAAAUUCAAAUCUCAAUUUGAAUGGCUUUUUCAUACCAAUAGCAGUCAUGAAUCUGAUCAGCAUCCUGCCGUUGUUGAUUCUAGCUCCCAUUCUGGAGUGUCUCAGCACUUGUCUGUUCAGUGCAAAAACUAGUGGAUGGUCCCAUACUAUGUACAUUGUUGUAGGUUACACAUUUGCCACCUUGUCAGUGAUAGUUGCUGGGUUGUUUGAGGUGCACAGGAAACAUUUCCCUUCAGUGGAACAGUCUGUUUCGGGCAAAAUGCUCCUUGUUUCCUCCAUGCCGUGUGUCCAUCUGGCCCCUCAAUACAUCUUGCUUGGCGUAGCAGAAGCUCUGGUGACUCCCACCUGUUCCUUCAUUAUAUUCAAAUUUGUGCCAGACAGAAUUAGAGGGAUCGCCAUGCAAGUUUCAACUUUCUUCAGUGGAGUUGGCUGCAUUACGGGAGCGCUUUUCAUCCAAGCAGUUUACUAUGGCUCACAAGGUGACUGGUUUCCAAAUAUUCUAAAUGAGGGCAAGUUGGAGAGAUUUUACUUUUUCUUAGCUUCGUUAAUGAUGAUUAAUACUUUGGGCUUCUGGACUAUUUCACAUAGAUACAAUAACCUCUGGCAAGACUAUGGCGAAGGAUUCAGAGGGAGUCUUCUUCAAGAACAACUUUUACAGCAUGAGAAAUCACUUGAAUUUUAUGACAGUAUCCUAGAUUGUCCCUCUCCAUUGUCUCCUGUGGAGAUUAUCCUGUGAAAUCUUGCUCAGAAAACAUCUGGUUGAGCAUUCCAUGCAGUUAGUUAGUCAUCAGAGUAGUGUCUGUCAAAUUUUUAACAAUGCAUUGUAUUCUAUGUUUAUGAAUAGGCUUAAUAAUAGAUUGCUGUUUGGCUUAUUCAUGGGUGUGUGUGUGUGAUUGAUAUAUAUGGGACCUCCUUAACCAUCAAGGCAGCAAGUUGCAUAGAA
Anolis carolinensis (green anole) is the source of this 2451-nucleotide messenger RNA. RefSeq names its product solute carrier family 15 member 5 (gene slc15a5). The record is from RefSeq and is a predicted model, not a curated record. Lineage: Eukaryota; Metazoa; Chordata; Lepidosauria; Squamata; Anolidae. The transcript is spliced from 11 exons. Gene Ontology annotation, cellular component: membrane. Gene Ontology annotation, biological process: transmembrane transport. The coding region runs from base 508 to 2244 and encodes 578 amino acids. Gene Ontology annotation, molecular function: transmembrane transporter activity.